AUGGCAUCUGAUGAUCGGAUCACGGCGUCGAAGAUGGCAGGAGGAGACCGGCUAAGCGCUCUCCCGGACAAGGCGCUGGAGCGCGUCCUCUCCCACCUCGUGACCGACGAGGCCGUGCGCACCAGCGCGCUCUCCAGCCGGUGGCGCUACGUCCACGAGGGCGUCCCCGUCGUCGACCUCGUCGACACCAAGACAGGCGAGCGGGCAAACCGCAUGGACGACCUCAAGGUCUGCUUCGACCACCAGGUGGCGUGCGCGAUCCUCGGCAAGGGAGCGGAGACGCCGAUCCGCGUCCUCCGUCUCGGCGGCGUCCUCCACGUCCCGUACGACCUGCUCGACCAGUGGAUCGCCACCGCCGCCACCUCCGGCGUCGAGGACCUCGACAUCGAUCUCAGGUACGAUGAAUCCGCCCCGGGCCCGCUCUGCCCGUUCCGCCGAUCACCGGACCAGGACGAUUCCUGGAUGUACACCGUGACGCCGCGCCAAACCUUCAGCUGCCGCACGCUCCGCCGCCUGCGCCUGUCGUGCUGGGCGCUCGACCUGCCGGGCAGCGUGGACAUGGCGUCGCUGGAGACGCUCCACCUCGACAGGGUCACGGCCCGAGACGGGCUGCUGCAGCAGCUGCUCUCGAGCUGCCCGCGCCUCGCCAGCCUGACGCUGGAGGAAUGCCUGGCCAUCAAGGAGAUCACGGUGACCAGCCCGUUCCUGCGUAGCUUCGCCAUGAUCUGCUGCCACAAUGCCACCGCCGUCGAGCUGCGCACCACCUGCCUCCGGUCGCUGCACUACAAAGGCGGCCUUCCUCCUCGCGGGCCGCCGUUCAUCGUCAUCGCAGACUACCUGGCAGUCACGGCGGUGAGGAUUGAAAUCUGCCAAGGCAUCUGUCGCGAGGAAUCACCGGAAGUUGCUCCGGUCAUGGCCCUCAUCGGCCGGUGUGAAAAGCUGGCGCGUCUUGACCUCUGCUUGUUCCUUUCAGUGGCCUACUACAGCAGCUUGCUCACAAGCGUCCUGCGUGACCUGCCGCACCUCAGGCAGCUGAUCCUCGAGGGCAGCCUGGUCACCGACGACGCGGUCCCGUUGGUCGCCGCCUUGCUUCGCAGCACCAAGGACCUGGAAGUGCUGGCGCUGCUACAUCGGGGUCCAGAGCCUCCAAAGGAAGUGACUCCCUCGCAUGACGAAGCAAAUGCCAAGCCACAGAAGAAGCGACGCGUCGUCAACGACGUGACAGGCGUCUAG
Triticum turgidum subsp. durum (durum wheat) is the source of this 1233-nucleotide messenger RNA. The record is from the annotation of a GenBank genome assembly. Lineage: Eukaryota; Viridiplantae; Streptophyta; Magnoliopsida; Poales; Poaceae.